GGUGCAGGUUCUAAUGUUUCUGGCGAGAGGAAGGAGCGCGGCGGCGAGACCCUUGCGAAAAGACCCUUAAAUACUCUAUUAUGGUAAGAUAAUGGACACCCAAGGCAGUGUAAGCAGACUCACGGCUGAGCAGCAAAUUAAUGGCACCAGCAGCAGGUCACCAGGAGAUGGGUCCAGCACACCAAGAUCACCCAGAGUAAAUAAGGGUGGAAAAGCUGUAAAGGAUAAACGUUCAGAUUCGGAUUUCAUUUUUGGGAAACUCAUUGGUGAAGGAAGCUUUUCCAGUGUUUACCUUGCAAAAGACAUACAUACAAGCCAAGAAUAUGCAGUUAAGGUCUGUGAGAAGGAGUUAAUUAUUCGAGAGAAAAAAGUCCAGCAAGUGACGAGAGAGAAGGAUGUAAUGAACAUCCUUAACAGCAACCAGAAUCCAAAAGCUCCAUUCUUUGUUAAGCUGUCAUAUGCUUUUCAAGGGGAUUAUAAGCUUUAUUUUGUGAUGACAUACUGUAAAAAUGGUGAGCUUCUAAAUUUAAUCCAAAGGGUAGGCAAUUUUGAUAGAGAGUGUGCAAGGUUCUACACUGCAGAAAUAAUCAGAGCAUUAGAACAUCUCCAUUCAUUAAAUAUUAUUCAUAGAGAUUUAAAACCAGAAAAUAUUUUGCUAGAUGAAAGAAUGCACAUAAAGAUAACAGACUUUGGCUCUGCUAAGAUUCUCUCAAAAGAAGAAAUAGAAGGGUUAGAUGAUGGGAAGGGCCGCAAAAACAGUUUUGUUGGAACUGCCCAGUAUGUAUCGCCAGAAUUACUUGAAUCCAAGAAAGUGGGGCCAGCAUCUGACCUCUGGGCUUUGGGCUGCAUAUUGUACCAGAUGGUUUCGGGGCUUCCGCCUUUUAGGUCCAGGAGCGAAUACUUCAUAUUCCAAAAGAUUUUGAAGUUGGAGUAUGAAUUCCCAGAUGGUUUCUGUGAAGAAGCAAAGGACUUAGUACAGAAACUUUUGGUUUUAGAAAGUGAUGAUAGAUUGGGUGCACGUGACCGAAAUGGGUAUCCAAGUAUAAGAAGCCAUCCUCUCUUUGCUGGCUUGGAUUUUGAUUCUUUGCAUGAAUUAACACCCCCUGAAAUCGUCCCAUUCAUGCCACAUGGAAACAAUGAGAUUAAUUGGGAGCAUAAAAAUCAACCAGGAUUGGAGACAAUUGAACUUCAGUUAAUGCUUGGCUUAGAUAUAAGUAAUGAUGAUAAUAACAAAGCUGUUGAAAAUAAAAAGACUGAAUUGGAGGCUGUCAAGAAAGCUGGAAAGAAAAAUAUGGCUGAUAUUAGUGAUGAAGAAUAUAUUUUAAGGUUGGCAACACAAGAGAGAGAAAACAAGUGGCACAGAUUUGUUGAAGGGAAUCUGAUUCUGAAGCAAGGACUCAUGGAUAAACGCAAGGGUCUCUUCCCAAGAAGGAGAAUGUUUCUGCUAACAACUGGGCCGCACUUGUUCUACGUCGACCCGGUGAACAUGGUGUUGAAGGGGCAGAUACCUUGGGAUCCAACCAUCACUCCAGAAGCAAAGAACUUUAAAACAUUUUUUGUCCACACGCCCAACAGAACUUAUUACCUUGAGGAGCCCAAUGGAUUUGCACUGGAGUGGUGUAAAGCCAUAAAAGAAGUGAAGGCUUUCUAUUAUCCAAACUCUAGGAGCUAGGCAGCACGCGGGAGGCAGAGGCCGGAAGCAGGGGAAACUACGUGAUAAAUCUGGAACCAAGUUGCUGGUCAACAUAGGAAGAGUAACACAGUGUGUUGUAUCUUGACAUCUAAGUGCAUAUAAAUGCAUUGAAAAUAGAAAUGAUCAAGUAAUGAUAAAUUGUAUAUCAGUGCAUUUGUGUAUAUGAAAUAAUUAUUUAAUGAAUACAGAUUGUUAUGUAGAUGUAAUUCUUCUGUACUUACUUUAACUGUGAUGAUGGCAAGCUGAAUAUGCACCUAUAAAGAGAAAACUUUUCUUUUUAAGAGUAGUCAUUUUUUAUUUUAGUGGAUGAUUUAUUUCAAACUGAGCAAAGGUGUUUAGAAAUGAACACUUGAUAAUUAUCAUGUAAAUGAUUAGUAAUCUAUUUACUCUUGAUAUAAAUAUCCCAACCUGUGCAUUUUUACUUCUGUAGGAAAAUGUAUGUUACUGAAAUUUUUACUUGUGUUUUAAAAGUUAUUUUUUGUCGUUUGAUGAGUAAGAGUUGUGACAGGUAAUGUUGAAUACAUGUGGCAUGUAAAGAACCAGUCUUAUAUUUAUAUAGAUUGGGUAGAGGUACCAGUUAGUGCACAAAACACUUUUUCCUUUUUUUUCCCUUUCUUUUUUCUUUUUUUUUCAUUUUAGGAAACCAAAUGGAGUGCUUAAAUGUAGGUCAUGCUUUUGUCAUACAAUAGAAUUCAAAUAUCUUAAUUUGUGCUUUCAGUGGAAAGUAUCAAAAUCAAUGUAUUAAUUUGCCAAAGAUCCCUAAGUGUAUGCAGUUGGCCUAACUUGUACUCUUUGUUUGAACUCCUGAAUGUUAUAAGAAAAUUAGUCAUUGUUUUGCAUAAUAUGUAAAGCAAUUUAAUCAAAUAAACAACCUGUAGUAAGAGAUCUUUGUUAAUAUAUAGUCCAUACAGGUAGAAGCCAUGUUUCUUUUCUUUUCUUUUCUUUUCUUUUCUUUCAUUUCAUGUCUUCUUAUUUUUAUUAUACAUUUUUUUUCUUCCUCUUAAGUUUUUCCAUCUCCAUUUCAUUUUUCGUCCUCCUCCUCCUGUCAGUUGGUCUUCAGACAAUGAAAUUCAUUUAUAGUUUUGAGACAUGAAUAAUGUACAUUUAUACAUAAGCAUAAAGUGGAAAAUUUUGCUUAUGAAUGUAGAAAUGUGCAAGUUUAUUAAGGUAGAAAUGAUCCUAGUGAUUACUUGCACUUCACAGGAAUGAUGGAUCAUAAAUCUACCCUCAUUUUCUUUGGUCUUGUAAAAGCUUCUAACAGAGCACCUUCAUAUAUCUAAUCAGGGCAGUUCAAACACUAAGGGCCUUAGUUUGAGUUUUACUUUUUUGUUUAGCAACCUUUUUGAAAGUAUCUUUAACUCAGGAAUGUUCUGUUUUCCAGAUCAGUGUAUGAAUAAUAUGUCUAACACUUCAAGGCUGAAUUUGAUAAAAAAGGAUAUGAUAAACAGAUUCACCUACAUUGAAUGGCUUUACUUUUCAUCAUCAAGCAAUAAGAUUGUAAUAUUUAACACAUAACUGGAUUCAUAUAAUGUGUACAAGACACUGAUGUUGGUACAUCUAUACCUGGCAGUCAGUGGCACUAUAUUCUUUACUCCAGAUUAUAUAUCUACUACAUCUGUCAAACUCUGCAACAUGAUUUACAUGACUUCAUAUUUACACCAAUACUUGAUACUUUAUCUGUUAUACCUGAUAAAAAACCCUUUUGUUACCUGUUUAUCAUGCUCCUUGUCUCUUUCCUCUUACUUCCUUUGUUAAAUUUUAAUCAAGUAAAUUGUUUUUAAACUUGUAAGAUCAGCCAUUGCACAGGAAAAAGCCCAGUUUAUAUAUACGUAUACCUGCAUACAAAAAUGUCCUUACAUAGUGCUUAUUAAAUUAGUGCUUUUAGGUCAGUUGGGUUUUCAACAUUCCUUGGGUGAGGAAAGAGGGAUGUACAUUAGUUUUUAGUCUCCUAUUCAUCUAGUAUGAACUCCCAAAUAACAAGUAGGUUUUUACUCUUGGGUAUAUAUUUUUAAGAAAAGAUUUAUUUCUUUAUAAGAAAAGUAAACAAUCUUGAGACCUGUUUUUUGUUUGUAAAAAUUUGUACAUAAAAUAAUUUGGUUAUUUUUGUUUAUGAUGGCUAUGGUGCAAAAUGUGUAAAACUUUAAAGUAAUAAUUUCAUCAAAAUGAUUAGUAAAUGUGCUCUCAUAUUUUAUAGGAAAGUCUUAAAUGCCAACAUGUUACCAAUUAAAACCUUGUCUGAAUUGGUGCCCCUACCCAAUGCAUAGCAUCAUUCUGGUAAUAAAAUCACAACUUCUUGUUCCUUCUCUCUUAGCAUAGUGAGGUAGAAGAAUCAUAACCCAUCACUAUACAUAAACUCUAUAGUAGUGGAAUGAUGCUUUGUACCCAGGUCAGUCAAUACAUGACUAAACAAAAUGAAAUCACUGUGAAAUAUAUUUUGUGGGAGAUAUAAUUAUUGUUGUGUACAUAGACUGAAUAUUCUUAUGAUUUGAGAUAACUUUUAUUAUAAAAAGGCCUAGGAAAUAUAAUUGUUGGUAGAAUUCAUAGGCUGCAUUUGUAUGCAACCCCCACUGUAAAUGGGAUGUCUACUCUAGCUCCUAUCCCACCCCUCCUUAUCAAGGCUGAGGAUACUGGAUGUUUAAAAUAGUAUUGUCCCUGUUGUAGUAAAUCCUCUCAGUUGUGUUUGAGUUUGGUUGUGGAUCAGGAUCUUAUGUUUUUAAAUAUAUUUCAUGUUUUUUUUUUUCUAAAAGAAGCAUUGUCCUGUAUUUGGUCAUGCACAGGCUUACACACAUGCACACUCUAGUGUGCGUACCCAACACAUACUCUUUAGAUACCAUACAUUUUAUCAGACAAGCUUGUAGCUACUAAGCACCUCAACAUAUAUUUAGAAUAUACAGCAUACAGACCUUGUGCAUUCUAAAUGAAUACAGAUGCAAUUCUCUCCCACAGACAGGACUGGUUAGAACAGGCUUCCUCAAGACAAACAAGUAGUUCUCAGUCAUGCUUUGUUCCCUUUUUAUGAAAUCUGGAAAAUGCACUCUAAGCUCAGGGUUAGCCACUUUGACCCAAUGGUUUACCCAAACAUAUUUGUUUUUUUUUUUUUUUUUUUUUUUUUUUUUUUUUUUUUUUUUUUUUUUUUUUUUUUUUUUUUUUUUUUUUUUUUUUUUGACAUUUAGCUUUUUAACCCCUUGUUCACGGGUGGCAUCUACUAUGAUGUCAUGGAGGUGUAGCACUGAUGCCUCCAUACAGAUGUGGCCCAUACAGAUAUACUUGUUUGGCAGACCGCAUGGCCGCCGAAAAAGCCCGCACACAUUGGGUUAAUGUUAUAUGAAUUUUAAGUAAAUUAUUAUUAAUAAAAAAAUAUAUUUAAGGUGAAGGGGAAAAAAUGUGCAAAGAACUUCAUUAAAUAAGGAACAAAAAAAAAAAGUUUCCUUAAAAAAGAAAAGAAAAAAAAAAAAAGGAAUAUUUAACCUCUUGCUGACGGGCCACACCUGUCAUCAUCAUAACAAACUGUUCGGUCUGCAGGUUAUGCCUGUACGCACGGCAAUGCACCAGAGGGCUUGGAGCUGGAUGUUCGGCUUGAUGUAGCAGACUCCUGUGCCUAGUGUCUGUCCAUUGCCAGAAAUCUCUAAAGUUUAAAAUUUUCAUUUAUUUUUUUCACUCGUCAGCGUUGGGUUAACCUUAGGAAUGCAUUAUAUCUUUAUGCAUAGUCAGUAUAUAUAUAGAGAGAUAGAUAUUUUAUGCCAAUUUUAUUAUACAGUAAUCUUGAUUGAUAAAUUACUAGUAGGAUUUAUUGUAAAACUAUAUGAAAUUAUUCUUAUAUUAUUAAUGAAAAUUUUUGGUCUAUGCUGAUACCUGCUACUCAAUACAGGUCAUUAAAAGCUAAGUAUGAUAAUUCCAUAUGUGUAUGUAUUGAUGGGAAGGAGGGGAGACUAAGAGAACCUGUAAUAAACAAAUGGAAAAAAUGAUAAUAAAAGGAUUUUUGGUGUUUUUUGCCAUGGACAUUAGUCAUACCUCAAUUGUUAUAUAUCAUCAUUUUAGUGAUUAAAUGUUCAUCAUAAAUGAAGAAACAUUAUUUCAGGAAACCACCAUUCAGACCAAAUUUUUACUUAUAAAAUUUCAUGUAAACCUAUUUUGCCAUUUUCUGUCUACCUUAACUGUAUUUUUAAGUUGUUAGUUUAUUUGUCCAUGUGAUAUUAUACAAUAACUCUGUAAGCAGCUGCAAAUGCAUCAAUACAUGUUUCUCUAAAAGGAUCAACUAUGGCUGUCAUAUCAUUGCCAGAAAAUUAAAAAGGUAGUGGCACCUGAAAAUAAAAGCUUACUACUAAUUCCAGUCACAAGUAUUGGUUUAUUUACAGCACAAUCAGUGGUUUUGGCCAACCCUGCAAUGACAAGUGUAACAUGCAUGGUAUGCCUUGGACACUGGGCCCCUGAGCUUAGAUUAUUGAGGCGAGAUAUGUAGUUUUCUUGUAUGGAAGUGGAAUAUGGAAUCCUCGGCCAUAGCAGCUGCUGUAGCUUAGGAAAGAUGUCAGAUUUUUUUGUUGUAUUGUCCAUCUCUAGAUUAGAAUGUUAAAAAAAGAUGCUUUAAUAGAAUGAACACUGUGUAAGGAUACCAUGUGAUUAUGAAAAGAUAAGCUUUUAAGUAGAGUUUAGUCUCAGACCUUAGUAAUGAUUUUGAAUAUUAUAAUUUAUUUAUAUGCUUAUUAUUAGCCAUGCAAUUAUGGUAUGUGAUAUAAUUGCAGUGGAAGAAUUUCCCUUGUUUUAAUUAGAUCUGUUCCUUCAGUGUUAUUAGAUAUAUUAAAAAGAGAGAGAAGAAAUUAAUAUAUUAUUAUUGAGUCAAAUGCUCCUCCAUAAAGUUGCCAUAUACAUUUGUUAUUCAAAGUUUGACUGUGUUGUCUCCCUGUCUUUACCAUCUUCAUCAAUAUUGACCUCAAUAGGAAUUAUUGUUAUUGUUGCUAUCAUCAUCAUCAAUCCUUAUGAUUACUAAAAUUAUUACUAUUAUCAUUACUACUACAGAUAUUAUUAGUGUUUAUUUUUUUACUGAAAUUUUUCUGCUGCAUCAACAUCUGAGAUCAUUAGUGGCAUAUUCGAAAUAUAGUGACAGGGUGGGGCUGGGGAACAAAGCCCAUGGUUAAUUUUUGUUUGUUUGUUUGAUUUUUCAUGAGGCUAUGCUUGUGGAUUCCCAGAAAUCUUAAUGGUCAAAGCAAAUAAAUGUGCUAGACAUCAAGGGUUCUUUAGCUUUAUGAUAAAGUAUUGUUGCAAAAAGGGUAAAAAUGAGUUGAUGGUUAAGAUAAA
Penaeus indicus is the source of this 6985-nucleotide messenger RNA. It is a transcript of the gene Pdk1, whose product is annotated as 3-phosphoinositide-dependent protein kinase 1-like. The record is from RefSeq and is a predicted model, not a curated record. The transcript is spliced from 15 exons. NCBI's taxonomy places the organism in Eukaryota, Metazoa, Arthropoda, Malacostraca, Decapoda, Penaeidae. The coding region runs from base 92 to 1672 and encodes 526 amino acids. Gene Ontology annotation, molecular function: protein serine/threonine kinase activity; ATP binding. Gene Ontology annotation, biological process: intracellular signal transduction; peptidyl-serine phosphorylation.